UUUUCAUAACAGCACGGCCAUGUUGGUGGAUAUCAAAAACACUUAUUAAUAAUAAUUGUGAGGUUAAGUGUUUAAUUCAUAGAAAGAAAGUGCAUAUUUAGUAAUAAUCUUAAGAUUAUUAUUCACUGUUAUAUUACAAGUAUUCGUUAUGUUCAGGAUCUUUCAACGCACUAAAUUAAAACAGCAAGCAUCAUGUACCGUAAAAUGAGGUGAAUAGGAUCAAUGUGGUGAAUAGGAUCAAAACUUCAUUGUAAGGUGGAAAAAAUUGGGACAUGAAUAAUAAUGGCAACAGAAAAUAAUUACAAUUUCUGAGUGUUUAUGCUUUGUUUACAUGACAUUUGAAGUGUAUGAAUUUUUUGCAUGUUGGCAGCACUUCACACAACAGCCAUCUGAAAUUUGAGGUUAAGUCAAUCACGUUUGUGAGUGUACGAAAACUUCAUGUGUAGUAUAUAUGACGAGUUAUAACUUUGUAUUUGUAUUUGGAUAUAUUAUUCAGGUAUGUAUUUAGAGUUAUUUGAUGUUAACGUUUCUAUUUUAGUGAUGUAAUAAAUGAUUUUGGAAUUAAUUUUAUAUUUCUAUGCAUUGUGUUUUAGACUUGGAGGUGAAUAGGAUCACUACAAGUUUAAAAUGCCCCGUGAGUAUAUUCCAAAUCCAGGAGGAAAGGUGUAUCGUAAACCAGAUCUUGAUGUCAUUCAAAGAGCAAGACAGGAUGUGUAUAACCAUGGACUAAGUAUUAGACAAGCAAGUAAGAAGUUUGGAAUUCCCUACACUGUUCUGCAGAGACACUUGAAGGGUAAAGUAAAACACAUUGGUGGUCAGACCGUGUUAAGCGAACAUGAAGAAAAAUUGCUUGUUGAAAAACUCUUAGUAUGUGCAUAAUGGGGAUAUCCUUUAGAUUUGUAUGGUUUGCGGCUUAUAGUUAAAAGCUAUUUAGAUAACAGAGGGAAAGUCGUUGCAAAAUUCAAGGACAAUCUUCCAGGAAGAGAAUUUGCAGUAGGUUUCAUGAAGCGCCACAAAGAAAUAAUUUCAGAGCGCUUCUGUCAGAACAUAAAGCGUGCUAGAGCAAGCAUAUCUACAUCUACAGUCAAUGAGUACUUUGAUAAUUUAGCCGAAAGUAUCAGAGAUGUGCCAGGUAGCCACAUUGUUAAUUUUGACGAAACAAAUUUGACAAAUGAUCCUGGCACUACCAAAAUAAUAACAAAACGUGGUUGUAAAUACCCUGAGAGGGUAGUAAACCAAAGUAAGUCUGCAGUUUCCAUUAUGUUUGCAGCAUCGGCUUCUGGAGAAUUGUUGCCAUGUUAUGUUGUAUACAAGUCCAAACACCUGUACACAACAUGGACAGAAGGUGCACCCAAAGGAACCCGGUUCAAUUGCACUCAGAGUGGAUGGUUUGAUGGGUUUACAUUCGAAGAUUGGGUUAAAAAUGUUGCAUUACCAUAUUUUAAGGACAAGGAAGGAAAGAAAAUUCUGAUAGGUGACAACCUUUCCUCACAUUUGUCUUGUGAAGCCAUAAGAGUAUGCCAAGAAAACGACAUCCAUUUUGUGUUUUUGCCAAGCAAUUCUACACAUCUCACCCAACCACUCGACGUUGCAUUCUUCAGACCGCUUAAAGUAGCUUGGAGGAAGGUGCUACUGAAAUGGAAGCUAGGACCGGGAAUGAGAGAGCCAUCAUUGCCGAAAGAUGUAUUUCCAAGACUUCUUACGAAGUUGUUGCAGCAAAUAGAGCUGAACGCAGUUGAAAACAUUAAGUCUGGUUUUGAAAAGUCGGGAAUCAUGCCACUUAAUCGCAAGAAGGUCUUGGAUAUGUUACCUAGUACAGAGGAUAAGGAAGGUGUAGAAAAAGCCAUGCAAGAUUCAUUCAAGACUCUUUUGUAUAACAUGAGAUAUGGUGACUCAGGUACCGGUACACAACCAAAAAGAUCAAGGAAGAAAAUACCUGUGGAAGCAGGUAAAAGUGUCCAGUGUCCGAUACCAGUAUCAGAUGAAGAUUACGAACCAGAAGUACCAGAAGAAGCAUACUCUGAGAACACACAAGAUGUUGCCUUUCCAGAAAAAAGAAACAACACUGCAGAUGACAGCUCUGAUGACAGCUUUUCCGAUGGUUCCAUUGAUAGUCAAGAGCUUGAGGAAUCAAAAGUGACAAAGUUUGGAAGGACAUUUAACAACAUAGAGCCUGUAUCGGAAGAUGACAUUCACGUUAAGGACUGGGUUCUUGUAGGAUUCGCUGCAGAAACUGGAAGCAAACCAGGUCCCAGCAGACUUCUGUAUUACAUAGGUCAAGUUGUGCAGAAACUCGACUGUGAAACCUUUGAAGCAAGUUUUCUAAGAUUCAAACAAACGCGAGAUUUUUCGGGACAUAUAUAUGUGUUUCCAGCUGUGUUGGACUUUUCCAGUUUUACCUUCAGCCAGGUUGUCGGGAAGCUUUCAGAACCAGAAGUUAUCCGGAGAGGGCAGCUAAAGUUCAAAUUUAACCAGAACUCAAUUUCAUGAAAUGCUGCUAAAAUUAUAACUUAAGUUCAAAUCAUUAGUGGUUAGUUAUACAGGACCAUACAGUAUGUAUUAUAAUUUUGUGGUGCUUUUCUGUUGUUUUAGAAGAGACUAUACUUGUACCGGGUAAUAUAUAUGAUAUUUCAAGAACAGUUACAGGUAUGUAAGGAAAUAAGAAAAUGAGCUGAAACAUUAAACUCUUUGGACACUCCAUAGAAAGGAAGAAUUAUUUUCUGUUUAAUGCUGGCAUGUGAAGACAUUAGAACAUUUUCUUGUAGAUUAAAUUCUUUGGACAUUCAAUGAAAAUGAAUUAUUUUGUGAAUUUUUGUUAUAAUAGUGCUUUUUUUAUUUCACUUAGAAUUUUAUUUCAUUGCCGGUUAAUUGAUAGUAACUAAGAAAGUGAAAUAAUUUUUUUUUUUGGAGAAAUAAAGAGUAUUUUUUACAACCUUAUAUUUCAUGAUUGUCUAUCUUCAAAACUUACCAAACUUGGGUGAUUCAUAUGGAAAAAAUAAUGCUGUCAUUUAAAGGAAAGAAAAGUGUAAAGAUUUUUGCUGAACGUUCAUAAUAAAUAAUUUUACCUUUUGACAUGUCAGUUAUCUUUAAAACACAUUGUAGUUAUUAGUAUGUACAAGAAAGAAAGUGCAAGAUUUUAUGCCUUUAAAAUAUUAGUGUUUAAAUAUUCAAUGUGUCUUCGUUUUUUUCAUUCCACAGCACAUAAAUGAAUUUUUUUUUAUAAAGUGAACAUAUAAAUUUAAAUGUAACAUGUAACCUUUUAUGUGGUAUCGCUUUCAAGAUACAUUCACCCACUGUGUUGGUACAUUUCAAGUAAACCAACGAACAAUUAGGAAAGCUACAAUGAUAGGGUUUUUUUAUACAGGAAUGUUACGGAUAAAAUAAUACAAUGGAAAGAGAUUACUGUGGACACAAAAAAAAUUUAAUAUUUAUGUUUGUUUUUUUCAUAAAAAAAAUAUUCUUUAGUGACAAUCUAGGCUGCAAAUGUCUCAUACAUUACUGAAUUUCUAUACUGACCAUUACCAACACAGAGCUUACACAGUAAUAUUUCCUCUUUACUUUAUACCAUCAGGUGACACUACAAAGUCUCAUAACAUGCUAUUGUUUUAAACAACCUCAGUAUGUACCUUUAUGGACAAUUACUUUUAUGGUGAGAAACAUAAUGUAGUAAUUUGUGCAUAAAAUAAUUGUUUAUAUAAUUUACUUAGUAGUCAUGCAGUAUAGCUGCACAGUAUGAACCUCACAAAUAUAAUGAAACCAGUUUUUAGUGAAUGACCACAAUAUUAACUCUCAGCAUUUUCACACACAUGUCUUGAAAUAUUGUGGUAAAUGUUUUAUAGACUUUCUCACCUCUAAAUCUUUUUUCUCUCGUUACCCACACAUCCCUGGGUCAUCUUUGCGGAGCCGGGCUUAUCCCAACCGCCUUAGAUUUAACCCUGCCACGUGACCACGCCGCAGGGUCGACAAUUGAGGAGUGUUUGUGGGAAACGGUAU
Molecule: messenger RNA, 3993 nt
Organism: Bacillus rossius redtenbacheri
Lineage: Eukaryota; Metazoa; Arthropoda; Insecta; Phasmatodea; Bacillidae
Exons: 2
Coding region: 1003-2490 (495 amino acids)
Cellular component (GO): nucleus
Molecular function (GO): DNA binding
Source: RefSeq, a predicted model, not a curated record